Molecule: messenger RNA, 326 nt
Organism: Drosophila simulans
Lineage: Eukaryota; Metazoa; Arthropoda; Insecta; Diptera; Drosophilidae
Product: protein new-glue 3
Exons: 1
Coding region: 27-311 (94 amino acids)
Source: RefSeq, a predicted model, not a curated record
AUCAUAUCCAAUUACCAGACAUCAACAUGAAGUACUCCUGUGUUCUGCUCCUCUUGGCCACCGUCGCCUGUUUCCUGGUGAGCCUGUCCAGUGCCAGUACCACGACCACGACCACGACAGAUGCCACCACCACUACGACCACCGCCUCGUCCUCGGACACCACUACCACGACUGCCUCGUCCUCGGACACCACGACCACCACGGAAGCGUCCUCUUCCAAGAAGAAGAAGCACACGAUCCACUACAAGCGCAAGGUGCACCGCCCCAAGAAGGUCAAGAAGAUCCACAGGAAGAAGAACCGCAGCGGUUAAGGAUCUUAGAUACCC